AUGCAGAUCACAACGCCUCAAAUGGGGUCUUGUACCAUACCUACAAAAGACAUCCUGUCCUACUACUUCGACGAUCCGCAAUACGACCUCGACAACCCCUUGUACAUCGAUGCCGAAGAGCCAGAGCGAUAUUACACCGGUAGACAAUGCAAGAAAGCAAUCCGACAGCUAGCUGCUGGCUUCAAGGCCAUUGGACUAGUCGAGGGUGACUGUGUAUGCGUACACAGUUUCAACAACUUGGACUAUCCAGUUCUUGUCAAUGGCAUAGCCGGCUUCGGCGGAGUAUACACUGGUUCAAAUCCAGCAUACCAGCCAUUUGAGCUGGCACAUCAUUUUCGAGCAGCGAAGGUACAGGCAGUGAUAGCAGAACCUGAUCUGCUUUUGCACGUAGCCGCAGCUGCAAAACAGACCGGCAUCCCAACCGAGCGCAUAUUUGUCUUCGACAAACGAGGUCAAAAAGCCUACCAGUCCUGGGAGAGACUCUUCAACCAUGGUGAAAGCGACUGGCCACGAUUCGACGACCUCGAAACCGCCAAGAACACAACACUAGCACGACUCUUCAGCAGUGGAACCACAGGUUUGCCCAAAGCGGCAGUGCUUUCUCAUCACGCUCAGCACCGUCUCUUCUGCGAAUGGAACCCAACACCGUGGCAAUCCAAACGCCUUGCGAUUCUCCCCCCAUGCGAAGAAACGUUCGUUGCAAAACGUUUCGAUCUUGAAACGUAUCUGCGACUUGUCGAAAGACAUCAGAUAACCGAGGGAGCUUUCGUUCCACCCAUGGUCACCGCCAUUAUAAAUUCUCCUUUAUCCAAGAAAUAUAGCUUGAAGUCGAUUCGACUUGCGCAUGGGGGCGCGGCACCACUGGACGCCUGGCAACAAGCACGGCCGAAAGAACUGCUUCAUCCCGACUGUCCUUUCACUCAGGUUUGGGGUAUGACGGAAACGUGCUGUACCGCUUCAAUGACACCUUGGCCGCACGAUGAGCCAACAGGCUCAGUGGGCCAGCUGCUACCAAACAUGGAUGCCAAAUUGGUCGAUGAUGACGGCAAUGAUAUUACGGCCUUUGAUGUGAGGGGAGAGCUGUGUGUCAGAGGACCCAUCGUCAUUCAAGGAUACUUUGAGAACCCUCAAGCGAACGCCAGAGAUUGGGACACGGAUGGAUACUUUCAUACUGGUGACAUCGCUUAUCGAGACGGCAAGACGACACGAUGGUAUAUCGUAGACCGCAAGAAAGAGCUGAUCAAAGUCCGUGGAUUUCAGGUGGCUCCGGCGGAAUUGGAAGCGGUGUUGUACGAGCAUCCCAAAAUUUCCGAUGUCGGAAUCAUUGGGAUUCCUGUCGAAGGCGUUGAUGGAGAGCUACCAAGAGCAUAUGUGGUUCUGAAGGCAGGAUGCGAAGACUUGACAAAAGAAGAUGUGAAGGCUUGUGUUGCUGAGAGGUUGGCCAAGCAUAAGAGGUUGGACGGAGGUGUUGUAUUUCUCCAAGAGCUGCCGAAGACGGCAUCGGGCAAAAAGCUGGAGAGGACUUUGAGAGAAUGGGCUGCAAAUGAGGUCACAGACGGCUCGCGAGCGAAGCUUUAAGCGUGAGAGAUAAGACGAGAUGAUUCAUGGUCAAGAAGACGUUUAUGAGGCAGGCUGUCUAGUCUUUAUAACCCCAUCCUUCUCCAAUUGCGCCACGUCUUUCACGCCCAAGGCAUCAAGAACCUCUUUGGUAUGCUCGCCAUGUAAUGGAGGGACGCUGCGUAUGGUAGCUUUGGUGUGGCUGAACUUGAUGGCCGGGCCAAGCACUUUGAUUUUGCCUUUCUUCGCCGCAGGCAGGUCAACCUCAGCAACCAUAUCUCUUGCCUUGGUUUGAGGAUGAUCGAAGACCCUCUCCAUAUUGUUGAUAGGCGCAUACGGCAUCCCUGAGCCGUCAAAUGCCUCUAGCCAUUCGUCAGUACUCUUAGCAACAAACAGCUCCCUGAGCAUGGUAUAGAGAUCAUGUCGAUUGGUGACUCGAUCGCCAUUGGUCUUGAAUCUACGGUCUUCGGCCAGCUCUGGUCUGCCCAGGAUCUUGACAAGAUUGGCGAAUUGCUUAUCGUUAGUGGCGC
Pseudocercospora fijiensis CIRAD86 is the source of this 2087-nucleotide messenger RNA. RefSeq lists its product as uncharacterized. Gene Ontology annotation, molecular function: CoA-ligase activity. Bases 1 to 1578 code for a protein of 525 amino acids. The transcript has 6 exons. NCBI's taxonomy places the organism in Eukaryota, Fungi, Ascomycota, Dothideomycetes, Mycosphaerellales, Mycosphaerellaceae. The record is from RefSeq and is a predicted model, not a curated record. Gene Ontology annotation, biological process: secondary metabolic process.